AUGUCUCAUCAGGCGGCCUCGUUACGCGGGAAUGGCGCGAAAAUGUCGUUCCGCGGCAGGAAUGGUGGGAAAAAUGGCGCCAUAGAAAAUGCGCGCACGGCCCGCUGCACGCGAAAGGAGCGUAGCGCGCGGCCGUCCCUUUCCAACGCCGGCGUUCGCCAUUCUCGCGUCCCUCUCUCGCGGUCGGAUAGUUUUAAG
Messenger RNA from Iphiclides podalirius (scarce swallowtail), 198 nucleotides. The record is from the annotation of a GenBank genome assembly. NCBI's taxonomy places the organism in Eukaryota, Metazoa, Arthropoda, Insecta, Lepidoptera, Papilionidae.